AUGUCUUUGUCAGGUAAUAUUGCGGAACAAUUAAAUGAAAAAACUAAGACCAUUGAAUUUUUUUCAUUAGCACUCGACGAAUCCACUGAUAUUAGUUCCACAGCUCAACUUCUGAUAUUCAUACGAGGUGUUACUCAAGAUUUUGAAGUCUUAGAAGAGUUAUUAGGAAUGUGUUCAUUGAAAGGUCAAACCAGAGGAGUUGAUAUACUCAAUGUACUUAUGGAUGAGUGUUCAAUAACUGAUUUGGACUUAUCAAAAUUAUCGGAAGUUGCGACUGACGGUGCUCCUUAG
This is a messenger RNA of Parnassius mnemosyne (clouded apollo), 291 nucleotides long. The record is from the annotation of a GenBank genome assembly. Lineage: Eukaryota; Metazoa; Arthropoda; Insecta; Lepidoptera; Papilionidae.